AUGCUACGCGACGUUUCAUGUAUCGAUCAAAUAUCGUUUCCUAACCUGAUCUGGGCUGGGGCCGCUAUGCAGAUUGUUCGACACUGUCAGGAACUCACAGAACUAUAUUUACACCUGGACGAGUAUAUCAGACCAGAUAACCUAAAAUACUUGAAAAAGCGGCGCCAAGCCGUGUCUGAAGGUCUGAAAGAUAUCCCCCCUACAUUAAGGGGUUUUCAUUUCGAGAAUGUAGACGAGAGGAAUUGGAAGAAUGCCAUGCCGCCCUUGAAUGUUCUAUUCUCGAGCGUCGACACCCUAUCCAUCAGAAUCCGCGAACUGAGCCUUUCCCUUGGUGAGCUGGAACUGCUUCGAGUUCCUAUAUCUCUGGAUUUUCUGUGGCCUCUGGAUGCGAAAGAUCAUUCAUUACCAGCCAACGCAUCUUUACACUGGCCCAACCUGGAGACUUUGAAUUUAUAUCAAUUUCAGCCCUGGCUUCCUUCAGGGGAAUGGAUCGUUCGCCCUGAUGUAGAAGAGGAAGCCAUAAUUGCUGGGAUUGACGACUGGGAGGCAGAAAUCCGCAGCUAUGAAGUAGAUGCGUACAGCGACCCAUCUACGAGCAAGAGCAGUUUCAUCGAAUAUUCAUCUCAUUGGGCCGCCGCAAGGCGUAUGCCUCGCUUGAAGGCCAUCAACUUCGAUCUCAACCACUAUUUCUAUUUCAUUUCAGGUUCUCACGUGGAGCGGACUUGA
Molecule: messenger RNA, 726 nt
Organism: Aspergillus fischeri NRRL 181
Lineage: Eukaryota; Fungi; Ascomycota; Eurotiomycetes; Eurotiales; Aspergillaceae
Exons: 3
Coding region: 1-726 (241 amino acids)
Source: RefSeq, a predicted model, not a curated record